Ricinus communis (castor bean) is the source of this 2476-nucleotide messenger RNA. Its product is annotated as serine/threonine-protein kinase Nek6. Lineage: Eukaryota; Viridiplantae; Streptophyta; Magnoliopsida; Malpighiales; Euphorbiaceae. Bases 350 to 2290 code for a protein of 646 amino acids. The record is from RefSeq and is a predicted model, not a curated record. The transcript has 14 exons. Gene Ontology annotation, biological process: protein phosphorylation. Gene Ontology annotation, molecular function: ATP binding; protein kinase activity.
AUAAGUCAUCAGGUCCUUCAUUACUCCUGUCAUAUUAGUGCAGAAGUGUCACUUUACUUGACUUUGUCUUUUCACCUCUCUCUCUCUCUCUUUCUAAUUAAUUCUAAGCUCAUUAUUAUGGAAUGUAACUUUGUGUCUCUCACCUUAUAAGUCCAGGGUUACUUCAAUAGUCCCUUCUUACUCUAUACUUCAUUCCUCUCAUCAGUUUCACUUUUUUCUUUUACCCAUUUCCAUCAAUUAAUUAAUUCUUCUUCCUCUUCUUCUACUACUAGCUGUUAAUAUUACCCUUUUCUCUUCACAGUCUCUGCUAUCCUUCUUUCCUUUUCUUUCUUUGGUGAAGGGUCUAAAGAUGGAGGCAGAUAAUGGUGAAGUGAAGUCCAAGAUGGAAGAUUAUGAAGUUAUUGAACAGAUUGGAAGAGGAGCUUUUGGUUCUGCUUUUCUUGUUCUCCAUAAAACUGAGAAUAAAAAGUAUGUACUGAAGAAGAUUCGCCUGGCCAAGCAGACUGAGAAGUUCAAACGUACAGCUCACCAAGAGAUGGAGUUAAUUGCGCAACUGAAUAACCCAUAUAUUGUGGAGUACAAAGACUCCUGGGUGGACAAGGGAAAUUGUGUAUGCAUAGUAACAGGGUACUGUGAAGGUGGAGACAUGGCUGCAAUUAUAAAGAAGGCUAGAGGCAUAUAUUUUCCAGAGGAGAAGCUCUGCAAAUGGCUGACUCAGUUAUUGCUAGCUGUGGACUACCUGCAUUCUAACCGUGUCCUCCAUAGAGAUCUUAAGUGCUCCAACAUAUUCCUUACAAAGGACAAUGACGUCCGCCUCGGUGACUUUGGACUUGCAAAGCUGCUCAACACAGAAGACCUUGCUUCUUCGGUUGUUGGCACUCCUAAUUACAUGUGUCCUGAGCUCCUAGCAGAUAUACCUUAUGGCUAUAAAUCUGAUAUAUGGUCGCUUGGCUGCUGUAUGUUUGAAAUUGCUGCCCAUCACCCAGCAUUUAGAGCUCCUGACAUGGCCGGACUAAUCAACAAAAUAAAUAGAUCCUCCAUUUCUCCUCUCCCAAUAGUGUAUUCCUCUUCAUUGAAACAAAUUAUUAAGAGCAUGCUAAGGAAAAAUCCAGAACACAGACCGACGGCUUCGGAACUAUUAAGGCAUCCUCACUUGCAAUCAUAUCUACUUCGUUGCCGUAAUGCCUCUUCUGUGUAUCUUCCAAUAAAGCCCAUUACCAAUUCAAAAGACAAAACAAAGAGAAAAUCAUUGUUGGGGAAACCUAGUGGUAUCAAAGACAAUAGGGACAGGGAAGUUAGGCCACUAAACCAGCCAGAAAAUGAUCAUCCAUUUCAGAGGAAUGUUGUACAACAAAGAAAAUCAUCUCACAUUGACAUCCCAACAUCAACAUCUAGUGCAGAAGACAACCUUGAGACAAAGAGGGUUGAUCCGACUAGCUACACUGUGGAAUUAUCGGAUUCUAUGACUGGUCCAAAAGACAGUUCCACUGAUUCUGAAACUAGUGUUUGUAAUGGAGAAAAGCAAUCUGAUUCUAGCCCUCUUGCUCAAAACGAUGGCACUGAAAUUGAGUUCACCUUGGAAAGCACACUAACCUCCCAGCAUGAAGUAGAGCCUACCUCCAAGCACUCUCAACAAUUGCGAGAGGUUGAUGUCAAAAUCGUUACCACAAAGGAUCAACUGCAUCCUUGCAACCAGAAAGUCAUUGAGGAAGCUCAAAUAGAGGAAGGCGGUGCCACAACCGAGGAUAGCAGGAAUUUGGCAGUGCCUAGUUUAGAUUGUAUUGAUAAGGAUACUUCCAAUGAUGAUAAAGGCUCACCGACAGCUAUAAAUGAACCUUACAUUGAGCCAGAACGCUGUUUACAGAAACCAGAAAGCCCUGACGUCUAUACAGAAGGAACUCACAUGGAUUACUUAUCAUCUGAUAAUAUUGAUAUACUUCCAUGUAAAGAUGAAAGUGUAGCAAAACCAGAUAACAACUGCUCCUUGGAAUUAGAGAAAGAUGAUUCUCAUGGCAUGAAACCCACAGCAAGUCAGAUUUCAUUGCUUAAUACACUUGCGGCAAUGCAUGCCAAUGAAACCAAGAAUGAGUGGGAGAAUCCAGGUCAGCAAAGAGCUGAUGCUCUAGAGUCUUUACUUGAGCUAUGCGCACGGCUACUGAGACAGGACAAAAUUGAUGAGCUUGCUGGUGUGCUGAAGCCAUUCGGGGAAGAAGUUGUCUCCUCUAGAGAAACAGCAAUUUGGUUGACAAAAAGUCUGAUGUCACAACAUAAAUUUAAUGGAGGGACCUAAAUGUGAGGUGAUUGCCGCUAAUUUAUUAUUACAUUGAGAAAAUGUAUCUAGUAUAUUGUGUUGACGUAAAAUUUGUUUCUUCCCGGAGUGUUGUUUGAUUGAGAGUAUAACUUAUCAAUGUAUUUAAACAGAUUGUUUCACUCACUGCUAGUUUCUGAUGCGAAAUAAAUUACUGUUUUCAUCUUU